Electrophorus electricus (electric eel) is the source of this 963-nucleotide messenger RNA. NCBI's taxonomy places the organism in Eukaryota, Metazoa, Chordata, Actinopteri, Gymnotiformes, Gymnotidae. The record is from RefSeq and is a predicted model, not a curated record.
AUGCUGAGAUUCCUCUUGUUGAGCGUCUUCGCUGCCCUGGUGCUGGCACAGGACAAGCCUGAACCCAGGUAUCUGGAGACCAUCCAGGAGAGAGUUGUGGGUGGAGAAGUGGCCAAACCUAACUCUUGGCCCUGGCAGAUCUCCCUCCAGUACCUGUCUGGUAACAGCUACUACCACACUUGUGGAGGAACACUAAUCAGGAGGCAAUGGGUGAUGACUGCUGCUCACUGCGUGGACAGCCAGAGAACAUGGCGUGUUGUACUGGGAGAUCAUGACAUCUACAAGCAAGAAGGCAGGGAGCAGUAUAUGAGCGUCAGUGCUGUGUACAUUCACCCACAGUGGAACUCCAACAAUGUGGCUGGAGGGUACGAUAUUGCGCUACUACGUCUGUCCACUGCAGCCACACUGAACUCCUAUGUGCAGUUGGGUUCUCUGCCUCCCUCUGGUCAGGUGCUGCCCAACAACAACCCCUGCUACAUUACCGGGUGGGGCCGCACUCAGACUGGAGGUCAGCUGUCUCCCCAGCUGAAGAAGGCCUACCUGCCCUUAGUGGACUAUGCUACUUGCUCCAGCAGCAGCUGGUGGGGAAGCACCGUGAAGCCCACCAUGGUGUGCGCUGGGGGUGCCAGCCUGUCUGGAUGCCAGGGUGACUCAGGUGGCCCCCUGAACUGCCAGGUGGGAGGCCAGUAUGUGGUCCACGGAGUGACCAGCUUUGUGUCAUCCCUGGGCUGCAACACCCAAAGGAAGCCGACUGUCUUCACCCGCGUGUCUGCCUACAUCAGCUGGAUCAAGAAUGUAAGUGAACUUACUAUUAUAGUGGUUUAUAAGGCAUCAAAUGGUGAUGUAGGAAUCAUCCUAUUGCACUACUCCUUCAUGCUGUACUUGGCUACUUGGUGCUCCCUGAAAGAAGUAUGGAGAAGAGUUGUGGGUGGUAGAAAGACCAGAUCAGGAGAGGGUGGUUGA